Porites lobata is the source of this 6250-nucleotide messenger RNA. Lineage: Eukaryota; Metazoa; Cnidaria; Anthozoa; Scleractinia; Poritidae. The record is from the annotation of a GenBank genome assembly.
AUCCGCCAAGUGCUUCUACAGAUUGCAAGCCGUCUUUAAGGAUUUUUCAAUGGAUAGCUAUGCUAUUGACUUGGCUUUCUGUUCUGGAGUUCUUUCCUAGAUUGUAAUUCAUCUCAUGUGAGAGGUAAGUGUUUCAAGCAAGCGAUCGCUGUAAGUACAAUACAUUUUUGUGUCCUCGACUUCCAUAUUUUUACCUUCUACUUUCGGGGAUAUUAGUUCGGGGUUGUAGAACGCGUAGAGAGAAGAAAACACAAAAUAAAUUUCGUUGGAGAAAAAACCCCGAAAGAAAUUGAACGUCUCGACCUGCAGCUCAUCUCCAAAUGUUCAAUCUUUGCUCAGUUGCCGCUUCUGUAAACUGGAAUUCUCUGCCUAUUUAUACUUAAAAGAGCGGCAUCACGUUGACUCCUCAAGUCAACGCUCAAAGAAUGUUUUUGUAACGAAGCCAUAAUUUUGUUAUUUGCAACGUCAAGUUUUAGAAAUUGUCAAAGACUAAACAAAAUGGAUUAAACUGCCGUAGCGCAUUUCCUUAACCACUCAGUAAUGAAGCAGUUUGUUGUACAUAAGACAAAUUUUACUAAAAAGGGUCUCUUAAAAGGAAACAAAAACUGAUUAAUAUGGAGUGAUUUGUUGCACGAAAGACUGGCUCGGCGUCGUUUCCAGAUGCAUUAUGGGAAUGUUUCUGGGACGCUAUCGCGACUUUCUAGAGAGCUUAAGCACAGGCCAGAGCAAAGGCGUUUUUGUGCUUCGCACUUUAACCGGAAGUGAGGUCUUCUUCAUUUUAAAGCUCCUUGACGCUACCAAAUUUGUAUUUUUAAGUGUCUUUACUAUUAUAGAGACGAUUUGUUCAAAAAUUUGGGUAAAACCACCGUCCAAAAAUGAAAAAACACCACUUCCGGUUGAGGUGAGUGCCUCGCUCAAAAUGUCUUUACUUAAGCUCACUAUCAGUUAUUGACUAUUACGUGGUUGCACAGAAAACUGGGGCAAAUGGGCAAAUAGUCGUCCGCAAAAACUAUUACAUGAUGCAAUUACACACAAGACUGCAAAAUGGCCAAAAGAAACUUACUACUAUACUUUUCCAAUCUGCAACUGGAUUCAGCGUACGUGUGUUGUGGGGUAAUGUAUAUUCAGCGCCUUGGAUAAAUGACAUGUAAUGUCGCAUUUUACACAUCCUCACAUUUGCUGUGGCUAUGCCUUCGCUUGGCUGAGCUGACAAUGUAGAAAUGGCGUUCCCAUCUCCGGUAAGAGAUGUAAAAACAAAGUCCUCAAUUAGUAAUUUCGUGCCAGUUGCAAUGACAUUUUCACCGGCAGAUUUAGGGGAGGGGACCGAAGGGCCUGGGCCCCCACACCAAUUUUAAGGCCAAGUGAAGCGCGCAGGGUCAACAAAUCUUAUUUUCUUGGUCAGGCUCUCUCUUAUCAGGGUCUUGAUGAGCAGCUUCCCCCACUUGCUUGAGGAUCUGAUCAUGAAUCCGUGGUUUUAAAAGAGUGCGUUUUUUAUUUAUCAUCAUCAUUAUCGUCGUCGUCCUACCACCAAUAAGACCACAAUUAUCACUGCCAACAUCAGCAACACCAUUUUCAGCAUCAUCGAAAUUUGGCUCAUUAUUAUACUUCGACAAUGGCGUUAAUCGCCUGCAGGAACAAUUCACGCUUUGGCAAACUUCGUCGCAUGAUUCCAUUUCGUUUAAUUUGUCUGCAAAUGUAAGCAAAUUUUUCUGGAGUGGAAUUCUUAGAGUCCUUCAGUCCAAGUUCAGGAAAGAGAAAUACAGAAAAAAAAUCGUGUUGUGUUCACAUUCACCAUAAAACGUGAAAUUUAUGAAAGAAAUGCACUGAAAGGUGUACUGUUAGAACGUUUUCACUCAAGUGGCCAGCAGCCAUGCAAAUUUAUUGAGACACCAACAUGGCCACCGUUUUGUUGUAUAGGGACGCCAAGAUGGCUAACAUGACGUAAUCGGCUCCUAGAAACACUAAUAUUGUUGUUCUUUUUUAUUAUUAUUUGACGUACCAGUCGUUAUCGUCGCCAUCGUGUUUGCGUAAGCUCCCUAAUCACGUGGCAACCUCAAGUGCAUUGUUUCAUUCCUUGCACAUUUCAAUAAAAAAUACUCAGUGUUUGUAAACAAUGAGCAUCUCUUUCUCUUUUGACGGUAAUGUUGCUGUCGUGGUUGCUAAGCUGCCUUAUAUCCAAUGUCUUCACAACCGUACAAUGUCAAAAAUGCUGAAUCACGACAUCGCUGAUGCAAAAGAUCGAUGUGGCAUCAAUGUAUCUUCAUUGAUAAGUAGUAAAACGGACUGAUCACAGUUUUUUAACAGUAUUGAAGUCUUAUUCCCCGUUUUUACUUCUGGUAAGUAGCGAAGCUAUUGAGUUUUAAUAUUUAGACUUAAGCAAGCUAGCAACAGUGCAAUAAACUUGCCAUGGCCGUGUAAUGGUUAUUAAGUAAAUGUCAAAUUAUAGCUAUAAAUGCUUGAACCUAUACUAACUAAACGAAGGGUCUAUUGGUCUCGAUUUCAAUCAUUCGUCUAGAAUGUUUGGGUUUUUCCACCUGGAGAUAUUAAAGUAAAGAACAAGAUUUGACAUUGUUCAGGGGCACCCAACGGCUGUUUUCUGUGAAAUACCUGUUCGGAGAAGCAAAAAUUGCCCAGAAUUUUCAAAAGUUUGAGAAGGCUGAAAACUUCUAGAUGACUGUCCAUUCAUGUACAGUUUUCGAAGCUUAUCUAAUAAAUUCCCUAAGGUUUUCUGAAGUUAAAUUUUUCCCAUUUCACUACCGGGUUAAGCUAUUUUUCGUAGAGAAAGAAAACCUAACUUUUUGGGAAUCGAAAAUGCGUUGUAGAGAGGAAUCAGAAAAAUUCUCACUUUCGUAAAACUUUAAGUUGCAGCUAAAAUUUUCGGGAAAACAAUACUGAAGCCCUUGUAAUUUCUAAAACACUCAAGUUGCCCUAGGAUGACCGAGCAGAUAUGUAUUUAUCAUGGGUUAUGUAACCUUUUCUUUGGGGUGUUACAUGGUAUGCUGUUCUGUUGCUUCAUUAGCGGUAGGCUAUAUAUAUUCGAGUUGUUCUCAUUUAUAUUCAUUCGCGUCUUACGACCGUCCCUACGCCCUCAAAAUUAAAUACCCAGUGACCAGGGGUUUCUCUUAGACGUAGUUUUUUGCAUGCUGCUAUAUGAAAGGUUUAGCACGUUUUGUAUGUUUACUGAAUCGUUGUUAUACGAGCAUAGUUUAGAUCAUUUUGUAGGGUUGUUCUUCUUGCUGUAAUUUUUUACAUUUCCGAGUUUUCAUUCUGUUUGUUCAUAGUUAUUAGAGGAGACUGGUUAUGAAAAGCGGCAAACAUCAAUGAUAAAAACAACAGUGCUGCAGUUUAUGUUCAAAGCACCGUGACAGUGCACAAUCCUUUGUUUUCUGUUGGCAAAUUGUUACGGAAUAAAUUAAUGCAACGUUUUUAUUGGUCAAUACAAUCAAAAUGAUAGGAAUUCUUUUGUACGUUGUGCACUUUCAGGUCCACAAAAACAUAUAACAAAGGAGUCUGACGGGUUUCAUAACCAUUCCACUCAAUUAACUAUGGUUUGUUGUAUUAUUUCCAUCCAUUCUGUCGAUGAAGGCAUAAUAAAGAGGGUCGCACACGGCUCGUGUUGACACACCCCAAUUGAGGUUGCUUUUUACAUGAUAAAUGUUUUAUAUUCGUUUGAGCGGGGUAGCGAAUUAGAAUAUAAAAGAAUUUUUUAGCGCCACUUAGAAUACGUUUUUAGUGAUCUAAAAGUACUCUGGAUAGCCUAAAAAGUGUUUUCAAUGCAAUUACAGCAAACUGUAGCAUGAAACCGUCGUUGGGUGCUCCUGAUUGUUUUGAGGCAUUAGCACACUUUGAAGAAUGUUUAGUGCCCAGUGAAUGUUAAUCUAGAAAGCAUAAUUGCGGAAGUAGAUAUUUCCGUGUCAGAGGGAAAAAAGAAACCUGAUUUAAAACCUUACUUUUCCAGAGAUGCCGGUUCUAGUCAAGUCAUUAAAUGAAUUAAACAUAAGGAUAAAAAAUAAGUUGUACGCUCGGUUUAGUGCAGGAAACAUCACGACUAUGGUUUCAGUCUUUCGCAACUAGGUUUUAACUGAAGUUAGGAAACAUCUUAUGUCAGUCUUUCGCAACUAGUUUUUAACUGCAGUUAGGAAACAUCUUAUUAUGAGAAAGUAAUUUUGAUUUAAAAAUAGAAGCUCGCUAUUAGAAGAGUAUUACUCUUCUAAUAGCGAACUUCUAUUCUUAAACCAAAAUUAGUUUCUUAAGAUGUUUCCUAACUUUAGCUAAAACCUAGUUGCGAAAGACUGAAAUCAUAGUCGCGAUGUUUCCUGCACUAAACCGAGCGUACAACUCCUUUUUUUUUUAAUUAACCUUAUCAUUAAUUCAUUUGAUGACUUGACUUGAACCGGCAACUCUGUCGCACCUCGCUGUGACAUUUUUCUCAUCCUUCGUUCGAAGUGGUUCUCAAUGCGACAAUAGGGAGCUUAAGCAAAGACGUUUUUGAGCGACGCACGUCAACCGGAAGUGAGGCCUUUUCCCUUUUUAUACGCCUGGACACUACCAAAUUUGUAUUGCUGACUUUUUUUUCUCCCAUAAAGACGAUUUACCUUAGGGUUUCAACCAAACCACAGCCCAACGCUGCAAAAAGUCCACUUCCGGUUGACGUCCGUCGCUCAAAAACGCUGUUGCUUAAGCUCCCUAAUAGCUCUACCUAACAACUCAACGUCAUGUUUGUGUUCUCGUUUUGAGAGCGCGGUGAAAUAAUAAAAAUAAAAUGAAAGAGAGUUGUGAAAGUUGAAAUAGAAUCUAAAAAUGUGCGUCUAUAUGUUCGUCACAUAGGAUUUCUGUGUUAGUUAAACUCAGACGAGAUUUUGUUAUGAGGAAGUUGGUUAGAAAACAAGGGACUAAUAUACAUGCUGCUUUGCGGAGAUUUCGUAAAAUUUGACAUGUUUUAACCAGUCAGAAGUGUAGUAGAGACAGUAGUAGGGUUAUCACCUUUUCCGCAUUCCGACGUGUUCAUUGCCUUUGGCUCUUUCCCUCUUAUCUGGACCAUUACUUAAUAUACUCACUUGAUUAAUUACUUUCCUUUUUUGAGACAAAUGACUUUGAUAUUUGUCGUCUUAACCUCUGUUUACUGAGCAAGCGUAAAAGUACACGCGUCAGUUAUUGACCAAGUGUGAGGUCAAUAUCUUGCUAGAUAUUGGCCAGUGUUUUUCUGCAUCUUUAUCAGUAUGGUGGAGGAGGAGUCUCACAGAAGAAAAAGAAAGCUAAUAUCCCAUCUUGACUUUACGCUUGGUCAAUAAAAGAUUUAUCAUAUGGCCAAAAGAAAUUAUGACUUUUCAGAACAUGGCGGGCAAUUCGAAGGGGCAAUAUAUAGGCUCAUUUUCUUCGCUCAAGUAGCCUGCUUAUAGAGCAGUUAUAGAGUCAACCAUAAUAUAAAUAUUACCAUUCAAGAACUAGAGAUAUGACAGAAAUGUUGCGUUAAUUUUCCACUUUGCAGGCAAUAACUAGCUCUCACAUAUCCUCAUAUAAGACCUUGCCCUUGUCCAUUACAUUGUAUGCUUUUGUUUAGGGCAUGGAACAAUCAGCAGUAAGCGUUAUGGCCUUGUUGAUGGUGCUGUUAGUACCUCCCCCUGCGUGUGGUGUGAUGACAUUUGACACAGGCGCUGGUAAAGUACUCAAGCUUAGUGUGACUCAAGAUGUCACUCUAGAGAGGGGAAGCCAAAACUUUAACAGUUUGAAAUAUCUCAUAGUAUCCAAACACCCGGGAUAUCCUAACAAGCGCUCAUUGGUCCAGUUUGAAAAUCUUCCCAGUUCGUGUCCAUCAUCGAAUGUGAUUUCAGCCAAAAUGUACUUGUACUAUGAGUAUUCCCACAAAGCAAGUUUUAGCUCUAUCAAAAGUGUCCCUUUCAUUCUGCGUUACUUGCGAGUGUACCUUGUUAAAAAACCGUGGGCUGAAUCUCAAGCAACCAGUACUAUGCGCAAACGUGGCAUUCGUUGGUCUUCCCCAUGGCUAGCGCUGGACGGCAGAGACGCUGAGGCAACUCCCCAACGAGGAAUUGUCACUAUCUUUCCCUACAGACCCCGAGGUUUUGUGGAGUUUGACGUCACAAAUGCGGUGAAGGCGUGGAGUAGAGGAGUACCUAAUAACGGCUUGGUGAUACGCGCAGUAAACGAGUUUAGUCCUGGCAGGGACACACGCUUUGCCAGUAACGCCAACACCCCUUCAAAGCAUGCGUUUGUUUUGGUGCGCUGCAAAUGA